Molecule: messenger RNA, 2727 nt
Organism: Chanos chanos (milkfish)
Lineage: Eukaryota; Metazoa; Chordata; Actinopteri; Gonorynchiformes; Chanidae
Gene: cul1a
Product: cullin 1a
Exons: 22
Coding region: 379-2712 (777 amino acids)
Biological process (GO): ubiquitin-dependent protein catabolic process
Cellular component (GO): cullin-RING ubiquitin ligase complex
Molecular function (GO): ubiquitin protein ligase binding
Source: RefSeq, a predicted model, not a curated record
GCUACAGCUAGUAGCUGCAUUGUUAUUGCUAUCGACAGUCAGACGCACAAUAAUCGGGGUCUAAAAGGGAAUAAAGGUAUUUACAAUUAGGGAUAUUCACUGAAGAGCACAUUGUUACGUUCCCUCAUUCUGUUCAUGAUUUGGAGCUAGGAGCUACCGCCGCCGGACAAUGGUCUCUCUCCUGAUUACUACUUGAAAGGGUCUUUGCGGUUGUCAGGCACUCUGAGUAGAGGGCCCAGCCCUUGUGCCUGUAUCGGCUUGUCGUGUCUGUCCGCUAUACUCUAUGGAUGAGUAGCUCUUCCCCGCUUCACUGAAAAGGACGAAAAAACGCCGAAAGCCAGGAGGAGCCGUUCACCAGACCCAGCAGGAAGAGAGAUCAUGUCGUCCAACCGGAGUCAGAACCCUCACGGGCUCAAACAGAUUGGGCUGGACCAGAUCUGGGAUGACCUGCGAGCAGGCAUACAGCAGGUCUACACCAGACAGAGCAUGGCCAAGUCUCGAUACAUGGAGCUCUACACUCAUGUGUAUAAUUACUGCACCAGCGUGCAUCAGUCCAACCAAGCCCGCGGGGCGGGCGUACCCCCGUCCAAGCCUUCCAAGAAGGCCCCUACUCCUGGAGGAGCUCAGUUUGUGGGUUUGGAGCUCUAUAAAAGACUGAAAGAGUUCUUGAAGAAUUACUUGACAAACCUACUAAAGGAUGGUGAGGAUUUGAUGGACGAAAGUGUUCUGAAGUUCUACACGCAGCAAUGGGAAGAUUACAGGUUCUCCAGUAAAGUGCUCAAUGGUAUCUGUGCCUACCUCAACCGUCACUGGGUGCGCCGUGAGUGUGACGAAGGCCGAAAAGGCAUCUAUGAAAUCUAUUCUCUUGCCCUGGUAACAUGGAGAGAAUGUCUGUUCAGGCCUCUCAACAAGCAGGUGACAAAUGCGGUAUUGAAACUGAUUGAGAAAGAGAGGAAUGGGGAGACCAUCAAUACCAGACUCAUCAGUGGAGUCGUCCAGUCUUAUGUUGAACUUGGACUGAAUGAGGAUGAUGCCUUUGCUAAAGGACCUACUCUGUCUGUCUAUAAGGAGUAUUUUGAGACCCAGUUCUUAGCGGACACUGAACGGUUUUACACUCGGGAAAGUACAGAAUUCUUACAGCAGAAUCCUGUCACUGAAUAUAUGAAAAAGGCUGAGGCCCGUCUGUUGGAGGAGCAGAGGAGGGUACAGGUUUACCUCCAUGAGAGCACACAGGAUGAACUGGCCAGGAAGUGUGAGCAGGUCCUCAUAGAGAAACACCUGGAGAUCUUCCAUACAGAGUUCCAGAACCUUCUAGAUGCAGACAAGAAUGAAGACUUGGGCCGGAUGUACAACCUCGUGUCACGGAUCACAGACGGUUUGGGAGAGCUGAAGAAACUUCUGGAAGCGCACAUUUACAUCCAGGGCCUGGCUGCCAUAGAAAAGUGUGGGGAAACUGCUCUCAAUGAUCCCAAAAUGUAUGUCCAAACCAUCUUGGACGUUCACAAGAAGUAUAAUGCUUUGGUGAUGUCAGCCUUCAACAAUGAUGCUGGUUUUGUAGCUGCUUUAGAUAAGGCCUGCGGCAGAUUCAUCAAUAACAAUGCAGUCACCAAGAUGGUCCAGUCCUCUAGCAAAUCCCCAGAGCUACUGGCCAGAUACUGUGACUCUUUACUUAAGAAGAGUUCAAAGAACCCAGAGGAAGCAGAACUUGAGGACACUCUAAAUCAAGUUAUGGUGGUCUUUAAAUACAUUGAGGACAAAGAUGUAUUCCAGAAGUUCUAUGCCAAAAUGUUGGCUAAGCGGCUAGUUCAUCAGAACAGUGCUAGUGACGAUGCUGAGGCCAGCAUGAUCUCCAAACUAAAGCAAGCAUGUGGCUUUGAAUACACCUCCAAACUGCAGCGUAUGUUCCAGGACAUCGGGGUCAGUAAAGACUUGAACGAACAAUUCAAAAAGCACCUCACCAACUCUGAGCCCCUAGACUUGGACUUCAGUAUCCAGGUGCUGAGUUCUGGCUCGUGGCCCUUCCAACAGUCCUGCACUUUUGCUCUGCCUUCAGAGUUGGAAAGGAGCUACCAAAGGUUUACAGCCUUCUAUGCCAGCAGACACAGCGGCCGUAAGCUCACCUGGCUUUACCACCUGUCCAAAGGAGAACUGGUCACCAACUGCUUCAAGAACAGAUACACCCUGCAGGCAUCGACUUUCCAGAUGGCUAUCUUACUGCAGUACAACACAGAGGACGUCUACACAGUCCAACAACUGACAGACAGCACGCAGAUCAAAAUAGACAUAUUAGUGCAGGUUUUGCAAAUCUUAUUAAAGUCCAAGUUGCUGGUCCUUGAGGAUGAGAACGCCAAUGUGGAUGAGGUGGAGUUCAAGCCAGACACACUGAUUAAGCUCUUCUUGGGUUAUAAGAAUAAGAAACUCAGAGUGAACAUUAAUGUGCCAAUGAAGACAGAGCAAAAACAGGAACAGGAAACCACCCACAAAAACAUUGAGGAGGACAGGAAACUACUGAUACAGGCGGCCAUAGUCAGGAUCAUGAAGAUGAGGAAAAUGCUGAAGCACCAGCAGCUCUUGGCUGAGGUCCUCAACCAGCUCUCCUCCAGGUUUAAACCCAGAGUCCCCGUCAUCAAGAAAUGCAUUGACAUUCUCAUAGAGAAAGAAUAUUUGGAGAGAGUGGACGGAGAGAAGGAUACCUACAGCUACUUGGCUUAAACAUUUUCCUCCCCC